AUGAACUAUGUUCGUUCAAAAACUCCAAUUAAACCAUUCAUGCGCCCUAAUAAUCUCGGUGCUUGUUAUAUACCUUUUAAAAACAAAUCUAAACCACAACCUCGGCAACCAGCAACGUUGACCGAGAAGGAGAAGAAAGAAGCAUUAGAUAUGAUAAGACAAAUAGAUAGUAAGAUUAGAAAAAAAAAAAUUCAAUAUCACAAAAUUAAUCUUUCUGAAGAAGACAAAAAACAAAUAAGGAUUAAAUUACAUAUGUUAGAUCAGAUGUACAAAAAAGUUGACGAAAUAUUACCGUACUUUUGGCAUUUUACAAAAUCAAGUAAAGGAACACAUCACCUAUUGGGUAUGAAAUACAUAAUAGAAGAUCAAUUUAAAGCUUUAUCCUUUGGAAAAUAUCUACUUAAAUUGAACUUUGUUGAAAAUUUAUACCAACAAUUUCGUAAAUAUUUUGUUUUCGUGGGAUGCCGUAAAAGAGGUGUUGAAGAUACUUCUGGAUUAAUGGAUUUUCAUCUUUUUGUCACCCCACAACAACCUCAACAACCUCUACCACCUCAACCAAACGUAAACAGUCUUUUUAUGCCACCAAUAAAUCCAUCAGAUUUGAAGUUUUCAAUAUUGUCGAACCCACAUGCUUUUCCUAGUACUUAUGGUAGCUUAUUUGUCCCCAUAAAAAAGCAUCAAUCAUCAGUUGACCAAGAUGUACCGCGAACGAUUAAAAGGCGGCGAACCAAAUCCAAUAGUACUGGCAACACAGCUGAUAGCACGCAAAAUAUUUCAACAGAAGUAUUGGCAAAUAAUACCGCUAAUCAAAGCAAUCCUAUCUAA
Dentiscutata erythropus is the source of this 825-nucleotide messenger RNA. Lineage: Eukaryota; Fungi; Glomeromycota; Glomeromycetes; Diversisporales; Gigasporaceae. The record is from the annotation of a GenBank genome assembly.